Molecule: messenger RNA, 4330 nt
Organism: Lynx canadensis (Canada lynx)
Lineage: Eukaryota; Metazoa; Chordata; Mammalia; Carnivora; Felidae
Gene: HDAC4
Product: histone deacetylase 4
Exons: 26
Coding region: 344-3595 (1083 amino acids)
Biological process (GO): chromatin organization; negative regulation of transcription by RNA polymerase II
Cellular component (GO): histone deacetylase complex
Molecular function (GO): histone deacetylase activity
Source: RefSeq, a predicted model, not a curated record
GAGAGCCGAUCCCACGGCAGACCGUUUACCUUCGGUAGUAAAAUCCGUGAGGACAACUCAGUUGUUUUCCUCAGUUGUUGCUGUCGGAUGAGAGCCUUCACACCCUCACUGACGCUGCUUUUCUUUCUCUAACCACACAGGUCACCUCCUGAGAGCCCGCCUCUUGGAUGACCUGGCCUACGACGCGUGGUCAGCAAGACUGGGAGUUCUCGUGGCCGUGCGCCAGCACUCCCUGCUGCUGUCCGUGUAUGUGUCCGUGGAACUCGGGGGCUCUUUGGAGCUGUUGUUUACGUGGAAGUUGUGAGCCGUUGUGAACCGCUUAAAGGAGUGGACGUUGCUAGCAAUGAGCUCCCAAAGCCAUCCAGAUGGACUUUCUGGCCGAGACCAGCCUGUGGAACUGCUAAACCCUGCCCGCGUGAACCACAUGCCCAGCACGGUGGAUGUGGCCUCCGCGCUGCCGUUGCAGGUCGCGCCCCCGGCGGCGCCCAUGGACCUCCGCCUGGACCACCAGUUCGCGCUGCCCGUGGCGGAGCCCACCCUCCGGGAGCAGCAGCUGCAGCAGGAGCUGCUGGCCCUCAAGCAGAAGCAGCAGCUCCAGCGGCAGAUCCUCAUUGCCGAGUUCCAGAGGCAGCACGAGCAGCUCUCCCGGCAGCACGAGGCCCAGCUGCACGAGCACAUCAAACAACAGCAGGAGCUGCUGGCCAUGAAGCACCGGCAGGAGCUUCUGGAGCACCAGCGGAAGCUGGAGAGGCACCGCCAGGAGCAGGAGCUGCAGAAGCAGCACCGGGAGCAGAAGCUGCAGCAGCUCAAGAACAAGGAGAAGGGCAAAGAGAGUGCCGUGGCCAGCACAGAAGUGAAGAUGAAGCUUCAGGAGUUUGUCCUCAAUAAAAAGAAGGCGCUGGCCCACCGGAACCUGAACCACUGCAUCUCCAGCGACCCGCGCUACUGGUACGGGAAAACACAGCACAGCUCCCUCGACCAGAGCUCCCCGCCCCAGAGUGGGGUGUCGGCCUCCUACAACCACCCGGUCCUGGGAAUGUACGACACCAAAGACGAUUUCCCGCUCAGAAAAACAGCCUCUGAACCCAAUUUGAAAUUGCGGUCCAGGCUAAAGCAGAAGGUGGCCGAAAGACGGAGCAGCCCACUGCUACGCAGAAAAGACGGGCCCGUGGUUACCGCUCUAAAGAAGCGUCCAUUGGAUGUCACAGACUCGGCCUGCAGCAGCGCCCCGGGCUCCGCGCCCAGCUCGCCCAACAACAGCUCCGGGAAUGUCAGCACCGAGAACGGGAUCGCGCCUGCCGUCGCGAGCAUCCCCGCCGAGACCAGCUUGGCCCACAGGCUCGUGACUCGAGAAGGUUCCGUGGCCCCGCUCCCCCUCUACACGUCACCGUCCUUGCCCAACAUCACGCUGGGACUGCCCGCCACCGGCCCUUCCGCUGGGACGGCAGGUCCGCAGGAGGCCGACAGGCUCACUCUCCCCGCCCUCCAGCAGCGGAUCUCCCUCUUUCCCGGCACGCACCUCACCCCCUACCUGAGCACGGCGCCCCUGGAGCGGGACGGUGGGGCUUCACACAACCCGCUGCUACAGCACAUGGUCUUACUGGAGCAGCCGCCUACGCAGACGCCCCUCGUCACAGGCCUGGGCGCGCUGCCCCUGCACGCGCAGGCGCUGGUGGGAGCGGACCGCGUGUCCCCGUCCGUGCACAAGCUGCGGCAGCACCGCCCGCUGGGACGCACGCAGUCGGCCCCGCUGCCCCAGAACGCGCCGGCCCUGCAGCACCUGGUCAUCCAGCAGCAGCACCAGCAGUUUCUGGAGAAGCACAAGCAGCAGUUCCAGCAGCAGCUGCACAUGAGCAAGAUUAUCCCCAAACAGAGCGAGCCGGCCCGGCAGCCCGAGAGCCAUCCCGAGGAGACGGAGGAGGAGCUUCGUGAGCACCAGGCCCUCCUGGAGGAGCCCUACCUGGACCGGCUCUCUGGGCAGAAGGAGGCACACGCUCUGGCCGGCGUCCAAGUGAAGCAGGAGCCCAUCGAGAGUGAUGACGAGGAGGCGGAGCCCCUGCGGGAGGUGGAGUCGGGCCAGCGCCAGCCCACCGAGCAGGAGCUGCUCUUCAGACAGCAAGCCCUCCUACUGGAACAGCAGCGUAUCCACCAGCUGAGGAACUACCAGGCGUCCAUGGAGGCGGCCGGCAUCCCCGUGUCCUUCGGCGGCCACCGGCCUCUGUCCCGGGCGCAGUCGUCCCCGGCGUCUGCCACCUUCCCCAUGUCCGUGCAGGAGCCCCCCACCAAACCGAGGUUCACCACAGGCCUCGUGUACGACACGCUGAUGCUGAAACACCAGUGUACCUGUGGGAACACCAACAGCCACCCCGAGCACGCGGGGCGUAUCCAGAGCAUCUGGUCUCGGCUGCAGGAGACGGGCCUCCGGGGCAAAUGCGAGUGCAUCCGCGGACGGAAGGCCACCCUGGAGGAGCUGCAGACGGUGCAUUCGGAGGCGCACGCCCUGCUCUAUGGCACGAACCCCCUCAACAGGCAGAAACUGGACAGUAAGAAACUUCUAGGCUCGCUAACCUCGGUGUUUGUCAGGCUGCCCUGCGGUGGUGUCGGGGUGGACAGCGACACCAUAUGGAACGAGGUGCACUCGUCGGGCGCGGCCCGCCUGGCCGUGGGCUGCGUGGUGGAGCUGGUCUUCAAGGUGGCCACGGGGGAGCUGAAGAACGGCUUUGCCGUGGUCCGCCCCCCAGGACACCACGCGGAGGAGAGCACGCCCAUGGGGUUCUGCUACUUUAAUUCCGUAGCCAUCGCAGCCAAGCUUCUCCAGCAACGGCUGGACGUGAGCAAGACCCUCAUCGUGGACUGGGACGUGCACCACGGAAAUGGAACCCAGCAGGCCUUCUACAACGAUCCCAACGUCCUCUAUAUCUCCCUUCACCGCUAUGACGAUGGCAACUUCUUCCCGGGCAGUGGGGCGCCAGACGAGGUGGGCACAGGCCCAGGUGUGGGCUUCAACGUCAACAUGGCUUUCACUGGCGGCCUCGAUCCCCCCAUGGGAGACGCGGAGUAUUUGGCGGCCUUCAGAACCGUGGUCAUGCCCAUCGCCAGCGAGUUCGCCCCAGACGUGGUGCUCGUGUCUUCAGGCUUCGACGCCGUGGAGGGCCACCCCACGCCGCUCGGCGGCUACAACCUCUCCGCCAGAUGUUUCGGGUACCUGACGAAGCAGCUGAUGGGCCUGGCUGGCGGCCGGAUUGUUCUGGCCCUGGAGGGGGGCCACGACCUCACGGCCAUCUGCGACGCCUCGGAAGCAUGUGUUUCUGCUUUGCUGGGCAACGAGCUUGAUCCUCUCCCGGAAAAGGUUCUGCAGCAGAGACCCAAUGCUAACGCUGUCCGGUCCAUGGAGAAAGUCAUAGAAAUCCACAGCCAGUACUGGCGCUCCCUGCCGCGCCUCUGCUCCACGGUGGGACACUCUCUGGUAGAGGCCCAGAAGUGCGAGAACGAGGAAGCCGAGACCGUCACCGCCAUGGCCUCGCUGUCCGUGGGCGUGAAGCCCGCGGAGAAGAGACCGGACGAGGAGCCCAUGGAAGAGGAGCUGCCCCUGUAGCCUCCCCCGGAGCUGCGGUUCUCUUGUCUGUCUGUCCCUGUCUUGAAGCUCCGCCAAGAACAGCUCCUGUUUCUCUGCGGCCUGCCCGCGAUCUCUGGCCAGGGCUUGAGCGGCAGCGGGGAGCCCUCCCUGCCCGGCCCCCGGGCCCCCCCCGGGCGGGCAGCAUUGCGCGGAACCGGGACAGACGCCGGCCGCGCAGACACACGGACACACACGCGGCCAGGCUCUCGGCUCCCGGAGGGAAGCCGCGGAGGAGGGAGGCCCGUGCGGCUCGCGGCACAGCCGCCCACUUCGACGCCACGAGGGAAGGAAAACGGAAAUCAAAGAUCUGAUAACACAAAACGGACUCGAUUAAAACUGGUGCUUACAGUUGAUUAUCACCCACAAUUCCACAGUCUCCGUGUAAACCACUCAACUCAUCCCGUAGCUUCUUUUUUUCUUUAACGAGAACGUUCUCUAGGCCCCGGCCGCCUCCGUGGCCCGCAGCGGCGGGGUCUGCGGCCGGGCGGGGGGGCGGAGUGGACACGCGCAGGAACGUGAGCCUGCGGGACCGGCUUGCUCUCUCAAAGCCAUCGGAAAGAUGCGAGUUUGUGCCUUUUUUUAUUGCUCUGAGGAUUUUUUUUUGUGCUGGGGUUUCUGAAGUCUGAGGAACAAUGCCUUAAGAAAAAAUAAACAGCAGAAUCGGUGGGACAGUUUGGGCCUGGCGGGGGAGGGGGGGGGCCCACGCGCCCCGAG